Messenger RNA from Tribolium madens (black flour beetle), 1317 nucleotides. RefSeq names its product gastrula zinc finger protein XlCGF17.1-like. Gene Ontology annotation, cellular component: nucleus. The record is from RefSeq and is a predicted model, not a curated record. Gene Ontology annotation, biological process: regulation of DNA-templated transcription. Lineage: Eukaryota; Metazoa; Arthropoda; Insecta; Coleoptera; Tenebrionidae. Gene Ontology annotation, molecular function: RNA polymerase II cis-regulatory region sequence-specific DNA binding; zinc ion binding; DNA-binding transcription factor activity, RNA polymerase II-specific. The coding region runs from base 197 to 1276 and encodes 359 amino acids. The transcript has 5 exons.
GUAAUUAAAUAAAAGUUUUAACAGAACAAAAUUAAUAUUUUCUUUAAGUUUACGAUAAUUAAUUUUUUCAAAUUUAUUUUUUGCUAUUUACCUGACCAAAGCAUGCAAUUUAUAGUAGUUGCAAUUUAACUUUACAAACAUAACCUUAGUUUAAUUGAGUUUUGUUUUCGAAAGACAACUACUUUAGCAAUUAGCUAUGAGACUGGAAGAGUAUUCGAACAAUUGUCGCACUUGUUUGGCUACUUUAAGCGACAAGAAAACGUCCAUUCGCAGUGAAAAUGUUUCAAUGAUGCUCUUGGAGUGCACCUCAAUUUCGACUUCAGGCGAAGAGGACGGUUUAAUGGAAUACAUUUGCGAAUCAUGCUAUGAAAAAUUACACCAGGCCUAUGUUUUUAAGGAAAAAUGCAGGGACGUUGAUAAGUUUUUACGUGAGCUUUCUUAUGCAGAAUUGGACGUUGUUGGUAACACUUCCAAAACCACUUGUGUAGUAGACGAACCAGAGCAAAUUAUUUGUACUUUUUGCCGUAAAAAUUUCACACGGAAGUCGUCAUUACGAGUCCAUCUUCAAAGACAUUUCAGAGAUAACCCCCAGAAGUGUGACCAGUGUGGGAAGGUGUUCUCAACGAGAUCCGACCUCAAAGCACACCAAGCGAGACACGACUCCCAACUGCUCAAAUGUCACAUUUGUGGACGCUGUUUUUCAACAAGAAAUUCGUUAGGAAAACAUAUGAAAAUCCACUCGGGUGUCAAACCGUUUCUUUGUCCACACUGUGGAAAAAAUUUUCGCGUUAAAGACACCCUACAAACCCAUUUAAAGUCACACACACGUGAAAAUUUGUUAAUGUGUCUCAUUUGCGAUAAACAAUUUGCCGCAAGGGCGUCCCUAUCCCUGCAUUUGAAAUCGCACACCGGGGAAGUCCCGCAUCUUUGCUCCAGUUGCGGAAAACAGUUUAAAUCCAGCUCAGAAUUGAGAAAUCAUGAAGUUAGACAUAAUCGUGAAAAAAUUCAUAUUUUGGUGGAAGAAAUUUGUGAGGUUUGUGGUAAAAGUUAUAGGUCUAAAGGUGGUUUAGCUAGGCACAUGGUGGUACAUGAGAGACAACCAACAAUUCAAUGUAACAAUUGUAAUAGGAAUUUUUACACAGUUAACGAUUUGAAUGUGCACUCAAUUGUGCACACGGGGGAUUACCCGUUUUCGUGUCCAGAGUGUGGAAAAGGUUUUAAUAGGAAAGGCAAUUAUGUACAUCACGCUAAAAAUGUUCACAAUCUUGUAAUUUAAGAGCAAAAAUUGUUAAAAUUUUAAUAAAAAUGUUUCGGCGA